Penaeus monodon (black tiger shrimp) is the source of this 479-nucleotide messenger RNA. Its product is annotated as serine/threonine-protein kinase SIK3-like. NCBI's taxonomy places the organism in Eukaryota, Metazoa, Arthropoda, Malacostraca, Decapoda, Penaeidae. The record is from RefSeq and is a predicted model, not a curated record.
AUGUAUUUUGGAAAGAUUGCCUAUCAGAGGGUAUUGUAUGUAACCCACAUGCCAUUCUUUAAUCCCCAGGUGAGAGGUCAGCUCCAGUUAUUUGGUCCAGGGGGAUGUGUUGUGGGUACCCACCAACAACCACCAGUGUCCAUCUUGCCACAGACCAAUCUUCCACAGAACCUCCCUCUCGUGCAGGAUUUGCCUCCACAAAACUUCUCAACAAAAGAUCAACAUCUAUUGAAACCACCUCCAUGCAUGGGUACUGGCAGUGGCUUAGGAAGACGUGCAUCGGAUGGAGGGGCCAAUCUACAAAUGUACUUCCAGCGGCAGUUUGAAGGAGGUUGGAGUCAUCCUAAUAGUCAAGAACAAAUUACACAGAUGGGACUUGGGGUAAGAGGGAUGGGUGGCCAUUCGCAGCCUCUGCCUCAACAGGAAGAUGAGCAAAUUGUUGUGCACAAAGAUGAGAUUGAUCCUUUAGACGUUGCUAA